Cladocopium goreaui is the source of this 2565-nucleotide messenger RNA. NCBI's taxonomy places the organism in Eukaryota, Dinophyceae, Suessiales, Symbiodiniaceae. The record is from the annotation of a GenBank genome assembly.
AUGCCGUCACCACCACAGACCAAACCCGAUGUGGAGACUGAGGACAUCCAGUUGGACCCAAAGUCUUUAGCCGGGAUGCUUGACAAUGACCCAUUUGUCAGGUCCCGCCUCCGCUACAAGGAGCAAGGCAAGUUGCUUCGUUGGCCUGUCGUCAAUGGCGUGGAGAUGGUGGGUCAAAUCGCCAUGCCCUCCAUAGCCCUCAAUGUGCGAGCACUUAGGAUUUUGGCCAAAUAUUGGUGCCCAAAGACCAAGGAAGUUGCCAAGUCCCCCGGGAUUGAUUUGAUGAGGGCUGAGGUGUUCGCGCUGAAGACCGCGGCCAAGUACCCACUGAACGCAAAGCUGCUGCAACAAGAUAGUUGGGGCUUGAAGAAACUAUUCACUUAUGGUUGCAGAAAAGCUGGGUUUGGAAAACCAAAUGAAAAGAGCCCCAACCGCAGGGACCCCUUGGUGAACGACUUCUAUGACGAGCUCUUCCGGCAUUGGCGCCCCAGGGCCCCAGGCCCUGUACCUCUGGUGAACCUAGAGGAUGAGGAUGAGGACCCAGGUGAAGUAGACUCGAGUGAAUUCUAUGAAGUGAAGGAUGAGAUGGUUGAGGACCCCCCCAUGGAAAUGGACCCUUACUAUGCUACUUCCCUGUGGACUGAAGAUGAUCAGGAAGGUGGGCCAGGGAAGGGUGAGUUUGCUGAGGGAAACGAUGAGCCAGGGAAGGGUGAGCUUCCUCAGGGAGGUGAGCUUGCUGAGACAAAGGUGGAGGGUGAUGAGCCAGGGAAGGGUGAGGGAAAGGCAGAAAGGGAUGAGCCAAGGGAGGAGGUGGUUGAGGCAAAGGUGGAGGGAGCCGUGGGUGAGGUGGGGGAGAAGUUGGAGACUCCUAGCCCGUGUGAACCUUUGGUCCAUGGAUCGCCUUGCCAACCUUGUUUGAAGCCAUCGUUUGUCCCGGAGAAAAUGUCCAGUUCUGACAUUGAAGCCCGGAUUGCCAAGUUGAAGCAUUUGCUAGCUUUGCAAAAGGAGAAGCCUAUGUGCGAUGCUGUGGAGACCCAGGCCUAUGAUGCAACCCAGGCAGCAGCUGACAUGCAAGUGGGGUGCCCUGUGAUUGAGAUCGAUGAUUCACUCCCAAUGGGUUCACCUUCAGGAACCGGGGUUUGUCGUUCAUUGGCCCGUGACUUCAGCAAAGCUAACCUGGAGGAACAGAUCACAGGUGAGUCAGAGGAACCCCCUAUGGUCGCUCCCCAGUCAAUUGAGACGAAGGACCCCAUGCCAGCAAAGACCAUUACCGAAUCUGCCCUACAUGAUGUUGGUGGCAGCGCCUUGAAUGGGGUGGAGGGUGCUCCUGGGAAACAACUAGCAAAGCAUACCAGCCCCACAGCAGAACAUGACAAGCCAAAAGAAGAUCUAGAGGUUGCAGCACAGGUUGAAUUGGAAGAAACACAGGUUGGGGAAACUGAAGGUCAGGUUUCGGUGCCAAAGCAAGAGCCGGCUGAGGAACACAAGGGGGAAAAUAUGGAGACGGAGGCAAUGGAACAGGAUGAUGUUCCGUUGGGAGAGGGGGGGCAAGCAGAUCCGCCAGCACCGACGAGCCAAAGCCCUGUGAAAGAACCACUGUCUAAGAAGGUCAAGUCCGAGCCUGCGUUGGGAGAGGGGGGGCAGCAAGCAGAUCCGCCAGCACCGACGAGCCAAAGCCCUGUGAAAGAACCACCGUCUAAGAAGGUCAAGUCCGAGCCUGCAGAAGCCCCCAAAAGCAAUGUCAAAUUGGAGCAGUGUGCACCUCCAGGUGAUGUUUCUGGGGAGCCGCCACUUGUCAUGCGGGUAGACCAAUGGGCCCAAAAACCGAAAGCAAAAGCAAAGCCCACAGCAAAAUGCAAAGCAGCAUCAAAGGCCAAGGCCAAGGCCAAAGCAGGUCGAAAGAAGAAGGUUGAAACAAUUGAGGUUGUUGAAUCAGGUGAUGAAACCCUGGAAGAGGCCCCAGCAGCAAGUUCCCAGGAAAAGCCAGCAGCUAAAGCAAAAGGUGCACCAGGCAGGAAACGGGCUUGCAGCAAAGACAAGGGUGCAGCCAAGGCCAAGGCAAAAUCAAAGGGAAAGGCAGCCCAGGAGGAUGAGAAGGAUGACAAGGAUGAGAAGGAUGACAAGGAUGAUGCAAAGCCCGAUGCUAAGAAAGAACCCCCCAUCAAAUAUAAGCCUGUCACCCAGGAUGGCAAAACUGAUAUCAACACAGCUUUCCAAUGGGACCAGGAGGAGGGGGUGACCAAUGGGGAUGGUGCUGAUUGCCACCCUGGAGAAUGUGAAGAGGGGGGUGCUGAUCCGGGUGAUGAUCGUCGUCCUUUGGAGCCAGCGGUGGGGAAGAAAUCCUUUGCACGCCGGCCUCCUCCCAAAACUUCGCCAGCAAAGGACAGGUACAAUGCUAUCAGGGACAUCUUUGCUUCCCAUGUGGAAUGGUGGGAAUGGUGCAUGGAGAAGUUUGCCGCUGAUGAUUCUUUGACGGAUUGCCCACCCGAGAAGUGGACUGAAGCAGCCACUGCUCAGGUGGAUACGUUCUUGGAGGAGAAUGGCUUGGUUUUUGUUGAUGAUUAA